UUAUUGCUAAAUUCAAUAAUAUUUUAUUUAUGUUAACAAAAUGUAUCUAAAUUUUAUAAAAAUUGGAAAAUUAUUGGAAAAGAGGAAACUAUUUGAUAAUAAAUAUGUUUUACAAUAUUGUAUUCGCCGAGAGUUGCAAACCCGGAACCAAACCAUUGACAUCAAGAGAUCUCGUUCUUCAUUUGGUGCGCAACCCAUCUCUCACUCUCCUAAUCAUAAAGUUAUAGCCAUUCGACGUGAAGACGCCUCAGUUUGGGAAAGAAGAGCUCCUUUAGCACCACUUCACGUGAGACAACUGGUGAAGAAAGGUGUGAGAGUUAUAGUACAACCGUCUAACCGAAGGGCUUAUCCGUUGCAAUCCUAUGUUCAGGCGGGUGCUGUCAUUCAAGAGGAUAUUAGUGAAGCACCGGUUGUUAUCGGUGUAAAACAAGUGCCAAUUGAUUCAUUACUUCCAAACAAAACCUAUGCUUUCUUUUCUCAUACAAUCAAAGCUCAAGAGGCAAAUAUGUCACUUCUUGAUGCUAUUCUCGAUAGAAAUAUCAGAUUAAUAGAUUACGAAAAAAUGGUCGAUAAUAACCAACGUGUGGUAGCUUUUGGAAGAUAUGCCGGAAUUGCCGGUAUGAUUGACAUAAUGCAUGGUUUAGGACUUAGACUGUUAGCACUGGGCCAUCACACACCGUUCAUGCAUAUCGGUCCGGCACAUAACUAUCGCAAUAGUGGUAUGACUAAGCAGGCUGUCCGCGAUGCUGGCUAUGAAAUUGCAUUAUCAAUGAUGCCUCGAUCAAUUGGUCCACUUACAUUUGUCUUUACCGGCUCAGGAAAUGUAUCUCAAGGGGCACAAGAAAUAUUUCAAGAGUUGCCUUAUGAGUACGUAGAUGUAAAAGAUCUGUCAAAAGUGGCCCAAUUGGGUCAACCAACCAAAGUUUAUGGAUCUAUUGUCACUCGCGCUGAUCAUUGGGUACGCAAAGAUGGCGGUGACUUUGAUCCAGACGAGGCAAACACACAUCCGGAAAGAUAUUAUUCUAAUUUUGCUACAGAGAUAGCACCGCACGCUUCGGUCAUUGUUAAUGGCAUUUAUUGGGCACACGAUUCACCCAAACUGUUGACAAUACCAGACGCUAAACGAUUACUUCAGCCUCAAUAUCAGCCAUGGCUGCCAAUAUCGGUGGGAUCACCAGCUCUACCACAUCGGCUGAUAGCUAUUUGUGACAUUAGCGCAGAUCCGGGCGGUUCUAUCGAGUUUAUGACUGAAUGUACAACAAUUGAUAACCCGUUUUGUUUAUAUGACGCCGAUUACAACAAACACAGCACCGACUUUGCAGGACCGGGGGUUCUGGUUUGCUCUAUUGAUAACAUGCCGACACAGUUGCCUUUGGAGGCCACACAAUCAUUUGGUGAUUUACUUAAGCCAUAUAUUGAUGACAUAAUUAAUUCAGACGCCACCAAACCAUUUGAGAGCUGCAACUUUGGAUCGGUAGUCAAAAACGCUACCAUUGCCAGCAACGGUCUACUGACACCUAAUUUUGAAUAUAUUAUGGAUUUAAGAAAAAAGAAAGACUCGAGUGGACCAACAAAAAAAAGUCAAUCAAACCAAAAGAAUGUAUUGGUUUUGGGCGCCGGCUAUGUGUCGGCACCAUUGGUUGAACUCCUCACACGAGAUGACAAUAUUUAUGUGACCGUUGCUUCAGAACUUCAAGGACCGGGAGAUGAAUUGGUUAAGAAAGCUCUUAAAUCUAAUGCUCACUCAUUGGUUAUCGAUGUGUCUAAAAAUAGCGAACAAUUAGAUAAAUUAAUUGAAGAUUCAGAUCUCGUGGUCAGUCUUUUGCCGUAUGCGUUGCACCCGAAGAUAGCAGAGAAAUGUAUCCGAUUGAAGACAAAUAUGGUUACCGCUAGUUAUGCCACUCCACAGAUGAAAGAGUUGAACGAUGCAGCCAUUGAAGCGGGAAUUACUGUUGUCAAUGAAGUUGGUUUAGAUCCAGGUGUUGACCAUCUAUUGGCAAUGGAGUGUUUCGAUCACGUCCACUCAAAUGGUGGCAAAAUUACAUCAUUUGUUUCAUAUUGCGGUGGUAUACCAGUGCCUGAAAAUGCUGACAAUCCGUUGAGAUAUAAAUUUAGUUGGAAUCCAAAGGGUGUACUAUUGAACAGUGUUGCCGGUGCCAAAUGGAUUGAAAACAAUGAGAUCCGGGAAAUACCAGCUGGAGGUGCACUCAUGGAUAUUGCCAAUGAUAUUGAUUUCUUGCACGGCUAUAAUCUCGAAGGUUAUCCUAAUAGAGAUUCAACAAUUUAUAAAGAUAUUUAUGGUAUUUCAUCUGCAAAGAUGGUACUUCGAGGAACUCUCCGAUAUAAAGGAUUUUGUGAUAUUAUGAAAGGUCUGCAUCUCAUGAAAUUACUGGACUCAACACCUCAUCCAUCAUUACAUCCAAAGGGACCAGAGAUCACAUGGAAACAGUUUAUGACUCUUCAAUUGGGACAUCAAGACGACAUUUUACUUUCUAAUCUUAAGAAUCUAAUCUAUGAAAGGGUUGGUAAUGAGACCAGAGUUAAUGCCAUUGAAAAGUUAGGUCUUUUAGAAGAAGAACCAAUUUUUAAAUUAGACACUCCUAUUGAUACAAUCACCCAUUUCUUGGCUAAUAAGUUAUCUUAUGGACCAAAUGAAAGAGAUAUCAUAAUUAUGAGACACAAUAUUGGUAUCGAAUGGCCGGACGGUUCUAAAGAGCAAAAGAAUAUUAAUUUUGUUGUCUAUGGAGAUCCUAAUGGAUAUUCAGCGAUGGCUAAGACUGUGGGAUAUCCGGCAGGAAUUGCGGCUAAAAUGGUAUUAAAUGGCGAAAUACAAACCAGAGGUGUGAUCGCACCGAUGACUUCAGAGAUUUAUCACCCAAUGAUUAAGAGAUUGCAUGACGAGGGCAUCACAUAUACUGAGACGUCCAACAAAUUAUAAACCAAAUCAUCAAAAUUAUUGCAAC
This is a messenger RNA of Oppia nitens, 2963 nucleotides long. It is a transcript of the gene LKRSDH, whose product is annotated as alpha-aminoadipic semialdehyde synthase, mitochondrial-like. The coding region runs from base 41 to 2938 and encodes 965 amino acids. Gene Ontology annotation, cellular component: cytoplasm. The transcript is spliced from 7 exons. Lineage: Eukaryota; Metazoa; Arthropoda; Arachnida; Sarcoptiformes; Oppiidae. The record is from RefSeq and is a predicted model, not a curated record. Gene Ontology annotation, molecular function: saccharopine dehydrogenase activity.